GGAACUGGUACGGAGUACACCAUGAGAUGGUCCGUGCCGGCCCGAGAGCUCGAAAUCUUCCCGCAAGAUUAUUCCCUGCGCAACCUUGUAACACCUCCCCCGAACCUCCGCAGCAUUGACACUCGAUUUGUUUUCACAUGUUCUGGGCUUGAUCUCAUCACCAUAAAAACUUUUAGAGCCCUGCAUUGAGCAUGCGAGCUCGCACCGUACCGGCCACCGGGCUGAUUCUCACGCGACCGUCGUCGACCUCCGUGUGUUCCCAAUGCCUCCGUGAAGACCUCCACUCAUCCUACACCUUUAUUCAAUCCCGAAAAUACCACCCGACCCGCCGGAAGGAUGCUUCCCCAUUCGGUGCCGCCGUGUCAGCCGCCCAGGCCAUCCUCAAGGGCAUGCCAAAGGGACCUCAGGGCAUCUCAGUCGACCCGUUACGCAUGGUUGGCAAGGAAUUGAAGUUUCUCAGCAAGAACAUCCGCCAAUUGCUGGGGUCAGGCCACCCAGCCUUAGAUAAGGUCGCUAAAUACUAUACACACAGCGAGGGCAAGCACAUGCGGCCGAUGCUGGUCCUGCUCAUGUCCCAGGCGACAGCGUUGGACCCUCGGAAGCAAACGAAUCCUGCCAGCCCAAGCCCUGUUGAUAUCCCGCUUAGCUCGCCAUCAAUCCUCGACGAUUCCAACCCAAACAUUAAUCCACUCGUAUCCCGAAAUGCCGAGAGCGAGUACAGCUUUGCUGGUGACGACAACAUUCUCCCUUCACAGCGCCGUCUAGCUGAGAUCACUGAACUCAUUCAUACUGCCUCCCUCCUUCACGACGAUGUCAUCGAUAACGCCGUGACCCGUCGCGCCAACAGCUCGGCCAACUUAGCCUUCGGAAACAAGAUGGCGGUGCUGGCAGGUGAUUUCUUGCUCGGUCGCGCCUCCGUGGCUCUGGCCCGGCUGCGCGACCCAGAAGUCACCGAGCUGAUGGCCACUGUGAUCGCCAACCUGGUGGAGGGCGAAUUUAUGCAGCUGAAGAACACCGCCCAGGAUGAGGCCAACCCGCAAUACACCGAUGAGACCCUGUCAUACUACCUGCAAAAGACUUAUCUGAAGACUGCCAGUCUGAUCAGCAAGUCGUGUCGCUCUGCUGCCGUUCUAGGCCGCAGUGCGCCCGAGGUUAUCGAGGCCUCUUACGCGUAUGGUCGCAAUCUGGGCCUGGCGUUCCAGCUAGUGGAUGACAUGCUGGAUUAUACCGUUACUGAGGCUGAACUGGGCAAGGCCUCCGGAGCUGAUUUGGAGCUGGGUUUGGCUACUGCGCCGCUUUUGUUUGCUUGGAAGAGCAACCCUGAACUCGGACCGUUGGUUGGCCGCAAGUUCCGCGAGGAAGGCGAUGUGCAGCGGGCCCGUGAGAUUGUCUACCGCAGUGAUGGUGUGGAGCAAACGCGUCGCUUGGCCCAAGAAUACGCCAAUAAGGCCGUUGAGGCCAUCAGCGACUUCCCCGACUGUGAGGCCAAGACUGGUCUGAUCGAUAUGUGUGACAAAACCAUGCGGCGGCGCAAGUAAGUGGAAGUCCACUGGAGGAUUGUACCCUUUUUUGUAAACAUAUAUAUUUCUUUGAUCUUUUCCCCUCUUUUCUUUCAAGCUUUCAUUUCGAGAGAACAUGUAUACAUAUCUUAGAAUGCGCUGGUUCUAGAGCAAGGACUUGGGACUAUUUUGGCUUGAAUGUGCAUGAUAUAGGGAGUUGAUCUCUAGAAUAACGCAAAUAACGGA
Molecule: messenger RNA, 1745 nt
Organism: Penicillium pulvis
Lineage: Eukaryota; Fungi; Ascomycota; Eurotiomycetes; Eurotiales; Aspergillaceae
Product: trans-hexaprenyltranstransferase
Exons: 2
Coding region: 192-1538 (448 amino acids)
Biological process (GO): ubiquinone biosynthetic process; isoprenoid biosynthetic process
Cellular component (GO): transferase complex
Molecular function (GO): prenyltransferase activity
Source: RefSeq, a predicted model, not a curated record